Aspergillus fijiensis CBS 313.89 is the source of this 2139-nucleotide messenger RNA. RefSeq names its product MFS general substrate transporter. The transcript has 7 exons. NCBI's taxonomy places the organism in Eukaryota, Fungi, Ascomycota, Eurotiomycetes, Eurotiales, Aspergillaceae. Gene Ontology annotation, molecular function: transmembrane transporter activity. The coding region runs from base 1 to 2139 and encodes 712 amino acids. Gene Ontology annotation, biological process: transmembrane transport. The record is from RefSeq and is a predicted model, not a curated record.
AUGACCUCGAAGAUCAUCCCGGCGAAGCCCAUCGGCUACAGGUGGCGAUCCUCGCGCCUGUUCAUCGUGGCAGUCAUCUCUCUCGCCAUGUUCGCUGACACUUUCCUUUUCAGCUUCAUCAUCCCCAUCCUACCCGACAUCCUGCAAGACAGACUUCAAAAACCUCCCUCGCACACGCAGCUUCUUACUUCUAUCCUUCUGUCCUUAAACGCACUGGUCUCGAUUCUCAUCGCCCCGUUCACCGGCCAUUUAGCGGAUGGCUCCAAGUCGAAGAACCAAUGGAUGGUGAUCUCAUGGGUGACCAACGCAGUCGGUACCGCCAUCACAGCAUGGAGCACGACAGUAGCCGUCCUCUUCAUCGGCCGACUCAUCCAAACCCUGGCCGGGUCAGUGAUCUGGAUCGUCGGCAUGGCCAUUCUGGGGGAUACAGUGGGCGCCAAACACCUGGCCAAAGCCCUGGGCUUGGCCAUGCUGUUCGUGUCUGCGGGGUUACUCAGUGGCCCGGCUGUGUCGGGGUCUCUCUACCAGUUCGUGUCCUACUCGAUGACCUGGGCGAGUGCAUUCACCGUGAUACUCGUGGGGACUGUCCUACAGCUUCUGAUUGUUGGGACUUUCAACUACGACAUGCACGUUGAGGACUCCUCCCAGGAAGAAUCGCAGAUCCGAAACCAGUUACUCUCCUCUGCAUCUCACUCCGAGAGCACAGAGGUAGCCACAGCACUAAUAGCAGACAUCCUCUUCGCGAUCAUCAUCGCCAGCUUCGAGACCACGAUCCCGAUCCACAUCAAGGCCGUCUUCCACUGGGAGUCUCUCCAAGCGGGGCUACUAUUCCUGCUUCUGCAGGCCCCAUCGAUGAUCCUCGUCAUCCCGGCGGGAUGGCUAAAAGACCGGAUUGGGAUGCGGUACCCCGUAACGAUCGGGUUCCUGUGUCUCGCGCCAUCGCUGUGGUUGCUCGGGGUUCCGGGCCACGCGCAGGACGUUUGGUGGACGGACGACGAGGACACUAACCGGGUGAUCUACAUCGCCACGCUACUGGCGAUCGGAGUCUGGCGGACUCUACUAUUGGGGUUCGGGGCUGUCGAGGUGUUGCACGGCGCCAACGAGCUUUCGCAUGAGUAUCCGGGCAUCUUCGGGCCGCACGGCGGGUACUCGCGGUCGUUCUCCAUGUCCAAUAUCAGCUGGAAGCUGGGGAUGUUUGUGGGGCCGCUGGUCUCGGGGACUUUGACGGAGAAGAUGGGAUAUUACCAGAUGAACUUGGUUCUAGUAAAUUUUAUGUCUACGGCAAUGAACGAUCCCCAGGUGAUAGCCCUAGCCGGCGGCAGCGGCGACCUGGGCCACUACCUCCAAGAAGAGCUCAUCAGGGAUCCCCACUACAGCGUCGUGAUCCUCACGCGGCAGACCCACCCUACCACCCCCACCUCCAACAGAGUAACCACCCAAACAACAGACUACACUCUCCCCUCCCUCCUACACAUUCUCCGCACCACGCACACCACAGCCCUAAUCUCCCUCCUCCGCUGCCCAGACGAGGACUACCUCCCCCUCCACACCACCCUGCUCAAAGCCUGCCAGCUCACCGACACCUGCACCCGCUUCAUCCCCUCCGAAUGGGCCGGGGACAUCGAGUCCUUCCCCACCCUCCCACGAGCAUACGGCCGGACUCGUCUUCCAUUCCGGGCGAUUCUUGCCCAGCAGGCAGACGCCCAGACAUCUGAUGCCCUAUCCCACCCCGUGCAGAAAAUAGAGUAUACACUGUUGAAUCACGGCUGGUGCAUGGAAUACUCCCUCCCCGCCCACCAGUCCCACCGAAGGUGCAUGCCCGGGGAGUUUCCGAUUGAUCCCGUCGCGUGGAGGUAUACCGUCCGCGGGACGGGAGAGGAGGGACAGAGCUGGACGUGUCGACCCUUCGAACGAGAUUACCGAUCGAAGGAGGACAUCGAAACCACGAUCCAGCAGUACGAGGACCAGGCGGAGAGUCUGGAGCUGGCUAUUGCUGAGGCAGAGGAAUGGACAAUCAGCGGUGCUACUGCCUGUCCUAAGGAGAAGACCCUGCGGCAACGAGAGGAGUUCUUUGCCGGUAUGCAUUUCACUACUGUGGAAGAGCUGCUGAGGAAGGCAGAGGUGGAAGAGCGGGUGUAA